AUGCCAACGAAACUCCAAAAGUCACUCCUGGCUUACCUCUCUAAGAUCAAAAACCCUACUCCUCCUAAUUCCUUGUCAUCUUCUAAGAACUGGGUUUUAUCAGGCUGUAAAAACCCCAAGACCCCUUCAUUUGCCACUGAUCGUAGCCUAAACGAGGGACACGAAAUGGAUGGUGCAGCAACGCUCUCCGAUAUUGAUCGCUUCCUCUUUGAGAAUUUUAAGUCUCUUUAUAUCAGAAAUGAAGAUCAUCGCCAAAAGAAGAAAGGUGAAGAAGAGGAAGAAGAAGAAAAAGGAGGAGGAGGUGAUGGAGAUUAUGAUAACCGAGUUCGAGGUCCUCACGGGGUAUUGUAUCACGAUCAUUAUGAUUCCCCUAGAUUCUUCGAAAUAACACCGGACCUCUGUUGGUGGCACCGGUUCUUCGUCACCGCCGGUUCGUCCAGCUUGCUCAUCGAAGAGGCCCGGUUGAGUCUAACCGUCACCUCCGAGGAAGGGGAAUCAAGCUCAAGCUCAACCAGCAAUACCAUAAUUGACUCUGCGAGAAGUUGUUCUAAUAACACCGACAUAAAGAACAUAAACGUUGCACUUCCUGACGACUGUAUCACAGUGAUAAAGUACUCUCGAAGCCCAAAUGAAGAUUUUCAGCAGUCCAUGCAGGAAAUGGUGGAAGCAAGAUUACAAAGGAAGGGGAAGGUUGAUUGGGAUUUAAUGCAAGAACUUCUAUUCUGUUACUUGGACUUAAAUGAGAAGAAGUCACAUAAGUUCAUAUUGAGUGCUUUAGUGGAUCUUGUUGUGGGUUUGCGUCAAAGUUCAGGCGAAGUUCCGGCGAAGCCACGGAGAUGUUACCUGAUUCACUAG
Molecule: messenger RNA, 855 nt
Organism: Hevea brasiliensis (rubber tree)
Lineage: Eukaryota; Viridiplantae; Streptophyta; Magnoliopsida; Malpighiales; Euphorbiaceae
Product: transcription repressor OFP14-like
Exons: 3
Coding region: 1-855 (284 amino acids)
Biological process (GO): negative regulation of DNA-templated transcription
Source: RefSeq, a predicted model, not a curated record